Paramecium tetraurelia is the source of this 1125-nucleotide messenger RNA. RefSeq lists its product as uncharacterized. The record is from RefSeq and is a predicted model, not a curated record. Gene Ontology annotation, molecular function: protein serine/threonine kinase activity; ATP binding. Lineage: Eukaryota; Ciliophora; Oligohymenophorea; Peniculida; Parameciidae. The transcript is spliced from 2 exons. Gene Ontology annotation, biological process: protein phosphorylation.
AUGGGAUAGGUUUGUAUAAAAGAAUCUAAACAAUAAACCGAAGAGGCUGGAGAUGCUAUGGAGAAAAAUGAGAUAAAGGAUUCAUAGUAACUGUUUCCUGAAGAGGAUAAUGAUAAAGGGAGACAAUAACUAAAUGAAUUCACAAUUCUGAGGCACUUAGGAAGAGGAACAAACGGCAAGGUUAUGCUAGUGUAACAUUAGCCAACUUAGAAACAGUAUGCAAUGAAGGUAGUAUGUAAAAACAAAGUGCAAAGUCUUACAUAGAAGAAAUAUAUUAAAACUGAAAGAAAGAUUUUAGAGAUAUCUGAUUGUAGUUUUAUCACCAAAUUACAUUAUGCUUUUCAAACUCAGACUAAAUUAUAUUUUAUAAUAGAUUAUGUCUCAGGAGGAGAAUUGUUUUAUCAUCUAAAAAUGAAUGGUAAGAUGUCAGAGAAAAGGGUGAGAUUUUAUGCUGCAGAAAUUUUGCUUGGGUUGGAUUAUUUGCAUAAGGAAAACAUUAUCUAUAGAGAUUUAAAACCUGAGAACAUAUUGUUAGAUAAUGAAGGUCACAUAAAGAUAUGUGAUUUUGGAUUGUGUAAAUUAUGUACAUAAGGUGAUAAUUAUGCAAAGAGUUUUUGUGGUACUUUAGAAUACUUAGCUCCAGAGGUCAUUUCUGGCGAUAUGUAUUCUAAAGUGUGUGAUUGGUGGACUUACGGUGUUUUAUUGUACGUAAUGCUAACUGGCAGAUUGCCAUUUUAGAAUGACAGCAAGAAAGAGAUGAUGAAAUCAAUUUUGAUGGAACAAUUUGAAAUUCCAAAUGAUCUCUCUGAAGAAGCUCAAGAUUUGGUUUAAAAAUUACUUAAGAAGAAUCCUCAGGAAAGAUUGGGAGCGAUUAGGGAUGGAGCAGAGAUAUAAGAACAUGAGUUUUUCAAAGAUAUAGAUUUUGUGAAAUUGGAAAGGAGAGAAAUCAAGCCCCCUUUUUAUAAUGAUAAGCCUUUUCAAUUUUUUGAUCAAAAUUUAGUUAGGAAAAGCACAAUUCAGGAUACUCCUGUUAAUGAAUUUGGGAAGUAUCAAAAUUUUUCAAAUUUCACAUACAAGGAGGAUAAGAUGAUAAAUGAAUAUAAUAAACUAUUAAUUAUUCACUGA